GAACCAAACCAUACCAUACGAGAAGAAACGUUGUUUUUCGAUUGCACUGUAUUUGUAUAGGCAAAGCCAGCGAGAGAGAAAGGCCGGCCUAGAGAUACGACCUGAUCUUAUUCGCUGGCCAACCCAACCCAACCCAACCCACCCCAGCACUAUCAGAUAUCUUCAACUUCUACGACUCCUUUCUUCUUCUCUUCCUUUAAAUACCAAACCAACAAUUUAGUCCUUUCUCUCUUCUCUCCCUAAUCCACAAUCCAUAAUUCGUAAUCCAUUUAUUAUUUUCCCUUUUUUACCCCUCCAUUCGUAUACCCUAUUAUUAUUAUUAUUAUUAUUAUUAUAAUAUGAAGAAGAGAAAAGAUCAGACCAACCCCAUAACCUUCGGCGCAACCAUCUACCGUCGUCAUCGCCGCCUCCACCGCCAUCUCUUUCAGCUCGUCUCUGUUUUCUCCGCCUGCAUACUCCUCUUUCUCGUCGCUUUCUCUCUCCUCGUUCCCUCCCCUAUUCUCCACCAUCGCCUCUCUAAUAUUAAUGGCAACGUGGAACGGGAAUCCUAUUUUGAUCAGAAGACUGAGUUUCAUGUUCCGACUAGUGGUGAGAGUUUAGGUCGUGAUUUAUGGAGCUCGACGCGAUCGGAACUGUACUAUGGUUGCAGUAAUGGUAGCCGAAACUUCAUGACUUCGGAUGCGAAAACGAAUCCUAAUCGAUACCUGGUGAUUGCUACUAGCGGUGGCUUGAAUCAACAAAGAACAGGGAUAACAGAUGCUGUGGUUGCAGCUUAUAUCCUAAAUGCCACUUUAGUUGUUCCCAAGUUGGACCAAAAAUCUUUUUGGCAUGAUAGCAGUAACUUUGCUGAAAUAUUUGAUGUGGACCGGUUUAUAUCAUUUCUCUCAAAAGAUGUUCAUAUUAUUAAAGAGCUUCCAAUGAAGGGAGGGAAAGGUUUGACUCCACAUUCCAUGCGUGUUCCAAGGAAAUGCACUCCAAAAUGCUACCUAAAUCGUGUUUUACCGGUUCUGAACAAAAGACAUGUUGUUCAACUCUCUAAGUUCGAUUACAGGCUUUCAAAUAGGCUGAGCAAACAUCUACAAAAGUUAAGAUGUAGAGUUAACUAUCACGCUCUAAAAUUUACUGAUUCCAUUCUUGAGAUGGGAGAAAAGUUGGUUGAAAGGAUGAGGAAGAAAAGCAAGCAUUUCAUUGCCCUCCAUUUAAGAUAUGAACCUGAUAUGCUUGCAUUCUCUGGAUGCGAUUUUGGCGGGGGAGAUAAAGAAAAAGAAGAACUUGGUCUAAUCCGGAAGAGGUGGAAAAGUUUACAUGUGAGCAAUCCUGAUAAAGUAAGAAGAAACGGAAGAUGCCCACUUACUCCAGGGGAAGUUGGUCUUAUGCUUAGAGCCUUGGGUUUUGGAAGUGAUGUUCACUUGUACGUGGCAUCAGGUGAGGUAUAUGGAGGUGAGGAGACAUUGGCACCGCUCAAAGAACUCUUCCCAAACUUCCAUACUAAAGAGACUAUAGCAAAUAAGGAAGAGCUGGCACCGUUCACAUCCUUCUCCUCUCGCAUGGCUGCAUUAGAUUUUAUUGUUUGUGAUGAAAGUGAUGUUUUCGUCACCAACAACAAUGGCAAUAUGGCAAGAAUGUUAGCCGGUCGAAGGAGAUACUUUGGACACAAACCAACAAUCCGUCCUAAUGCUAAAAAGCUAUACAAGCUGCUGGUGAACCGAUAUAACAUGACAUGGGAAGAUUUUGCUGCCAAAGUUCGAACUAGUCAGAUUGGAUUCAUGGGAGAGCCUAAAGAGAUUAAGCCAGGCAGGGGUGAGUUUCAUGAAAACCCCGAAGCCUGCAUAUGUGACGUUUCUGAUAAAAAUCCUGAUGAACCAAGUCCACAAAAUCGAAGUCAGAACAUCCAUCACAUGGAUAAUAGUAAUAACAAGGAAAAUAAAAAUAAAGAUUCUAAUGAUGUGACAGAUGAGCAGAUAAGUGAGGAUGAGCAGUUUUGGUUUGAUUAUUUGGAUAAUGAAACUGCGUUAGGGGGGAAAAGGCAGCCCAAUGCAACGGAUUUUGAAACAACUGCUAUGAUUAAAUCUGAACAACCAGAACUGGAAGAGUUAUUCUCAGACUGAGUGAGGGCAAAUCCAUUUUUCUCUGACUAUAUUCUUUUUAUAGAUUCUUUACCCCUUUUAGGUGAUCCUUUUGAUAGAUUGCGAUGAAGGAAUGCUAUGAAGGAGGAUAUUUCUUUCUUUUCACUGAACCUGAAGUGGCAGUGGCGACAGAGCACUUUGUACAUAAAAGGCGUUGGCUGAUAGAUGAGCAGGUUUAGAUAAACAGUGACUACACCUUUCCCUGAAAGAUUAGAUCUGAUGUUGAAGCUUGUACAUUCCAGUGGUCGUUAUCGUUUGCCAGCCUUUGCUUUUUCAUGGGAAAUUCGUUUCGUAAGGCAGGGGUGUUUAUAUUACAGAUUCGCAUAACCAAAGUGUAAAUUCUAGUUAUUAGAAAGGUUUAAAUUUUUUUUUUUUUGUUCUUUUACUAUGUGAAUACUAGAAUUAUGCUUUUGCCUUCUGAUUUUUGGCAACAUAUAAGUCUCUUUACUUUACUUUUCA
Messenger RNA from Humulus lupulus (European hop), 2585 nucleotides. Its product is annotated as protein ROOT HAIR SPECIFIC 17-like. The transcript has 10 exons. The record is from RefSeq and is a predicted model, not a curated record. NCBI's taxonomy places the organism in Eukaryota, Viridiplantae, Streptophyta, Magnoliopsida, Rosales, Cannabaceae. The coding region runs from base 339 to 2108 and encodes 589 amino acids.